CACUCGGGCUGCACCUCCGGUUGCGGCGCACACGUCUUGUGCGCCUCCUCCUUGCCCACCUCAGCGGUCGGCUGGUUGGGUGGCUUCUUUUGCAGCCGUCACCAGGAACGGGAGGCAGCCUUGCGCUGCUCUUUAGGGGCACCAUGCCCAACGACGACGCAUUUGGCAAGCCCUCCGCCCCGUCGGAGGCCCCCCACGCCCCCGGGGCACCGCCGCAGGGCAAAGCCGGAGGCUUCAGCAAAGCGGCCGGGGCACUGUUAGGGGGAGCUGGGGGCAGCGGAGGCGGCUCCGGCUCCGGCUCCGGGGCGUCGGGCCUGGGCGCCGUGAGCAAGAAGUCGCCGCGGCUGCCCAAGUGCGCUCGCUGCAGGAACCACGGCUACGCAUCGCCGCUCAAGGGGCACAAGCGCUUCUGCAUGUGGCGGGACUGCCAGUGCAAGAAGUGCAACCUGAUCGCCGAGAGGCAGCGCGUGAUGGCCGCGCAGGUGGCUCUGAGAAGGCAGCAGGCACAAGAGGAGGAAUUGGGCAUCAGCCACCCCAUCCCACUGCCCAGUGCGGCCGAGCUGCUGGUCAAGAGAGAGAGCAAUGGUGGCAACCAGUGCCUCAUGACCGAGGGCAGUGGCUCCUCGCAGCCUCCACCGGCCAGCACUCCCACCACUGUGGCCUCAGAGGGACGCAUGGUCAUCCAGGAUAUUCCUGCUGUCACCAGCAGAGGGCACGUGGAGAACGCACCUGACCUGGUGUCCGACUCCACUUACUACAGCAGCUUUUACCAGCCGUCUCUGUUCCCAUAUUACAACAAUCUGUACAACUACCCGCAGUACUCCAUGGCCUUGUCUGCUGAUUCCUCUUCUGGGGAUGUGGGAAGUCCCCUUGGGGGAUCCCCUGUGAAGAACAGCCUUCGGAGCCUUCCAGCACCCUAUGUGCCUGGUCAGGCAGGAAACCAGUGGCAGAUGAAAAACUCGGAGAACCGUCAUGCAGUGAGCUCCCAGUACAGGAUGCAUUCCUACUACGGGCCUCCCUCCUACCUGGGCCAGAGCGUGUCCCAGAUCUUCACUUUUGAGGAUGGUCCUUCCUACUCGGAAGCCAAAGCGAGUG
Messenger RNA from Castor canadensis (American beaver), 1095 nucleotides. The record is from RefSeq and is a predicted model, not a curated record. Lineage: Eukaryota; Metazoa; Chordata; Mammalia; Rodentia; Castoridae.